CAAUGGGAAUCUCACUAGUUUGAUCAAUCUGUGCACUCUUCUUAUGUACCCUCCUUCUCCUUAUAAAGAGGAAAGAAUUUGAAAAUCCUUCUACAGUUAAUUUAAAAGACAAUCAAUUCUGGGACGAAAUUUUUGUGAGUAGCUUCAAGGUGUCAGAACUGAUUCUGAAGAAAAAGAAGCUGAUUCAGAUAUGCUAUAAGUAUGUAAUAAAAGAUAUAAUGCAAAGCUAGUCAACAAUUUCAUGCUACUAUGUAGUUCCCUCUAGCCUCUACUUUGGCAUUUGAAUGUGUCAUCUUUUUAUCUUGGUGGUUCUUCAGAUAUCAAAGGUUCAAAGCUAAUUUGUUUCAAUCUAGAAGCUUGUAAGAAAGAAGCAGAACUGCAAGCAAGAUGUGGAAUGAAAGCCAAAAUUCUUCAGAGGAGAGGAAACUGGAGCUUAGACUUGGUCCACCUGGUGAAGAGCCAAUCAAUGAAAACAUGAAAAGUGUUAACAGAGAAAGAGGAGAAUCACCACUCACUCUUGGUUACUCCACAUGCCAUCAACAACAUAGUCCUCACCAGGCUAAAGCUAAAGCUUCAUCAUUUCUUCAGCUCUCAUCAAGCCCACAGAACAUGCCAGUGAUUAGAAAGAACGUUUCACAACCCUGUGGUGAAGACUUGCUGAAUGCAGAGAAGAAUACAUUUUCAAUAUCUUCUGCAAAUACAGCAGUGCUCAAUAGGUCCCAGAAAAGAACUGCUUCUGGUUCAGUAGUGGGUUGGCCUCCAAUUCGUUCGUGCAGGAAGAACCUUGCAAGUGGAAGCUCUUCUAAGCCGCCUUCCGGGUCCCGACAACACCAGCAUCAUGUGGUUCCAGACAAGGUUGCUGGUAAGAAACCUGUUGAAACCUCUGAUAAAGCUUUGUUUGUGAAGAUCAAUAUGGAUGGAGUUCCCAUUGGGAGAAAAGUGGACAUCAAUGCUUAUAACAGCUAUGAAAAACUUUCCUAUGCUGUUGAUGAGCUAUUUAGAGGCCUGCUUGCUGAGAUGAAUUUAUCUGAUAUUGUCUUUUCCCACUGCUGUUUUGCACCAAAAGAUUCCUCAGCUGGUGGAAUUCACAACAAGCUGCAGAAAGUGGAAGAGAAAGGCAUAAUGGGUUCUUUGAUUGGAAGUGGGGAAUAUACUCUUGUGUAUGAGGAUAAUGAAGGAGACAGGAUGCUUGUUCAGGAUGUGCCAUGGCACAUAUUCGUAUCAACAGUGAAGAGGCUGCGGGUGUUGAAGAGUUCUGAUCAAUGAUUGAAGAAAGGAUCAUGUUCUCUUUUGGUAGUAAACAAAGAGUAGAUACACCACCACUUGACUCGGCAAUGAAAAAUGAAGGAUAUGGGGAAUUAAAGAGUUGACAUUUUGGUUCUUUUCUGUAUUGAAGAUUAAGGAAUGAAAUGUUCAACUUACAAGAGGUUAAAGCAUCUCGAAUGCUAGAUUAUUAGUUCUUAACACUAUUUAUGUAGCUCAUACUCCCACAUGUGCUUAAGUAACUUUUACCGAUUUUGCUUCAAUCACGGGUUCUUAGUUCUUAA
Molecule: messenger RNA, 1547 nt
Organism: Lotus japonicus
Lineage: Eukaryota; Viridiplantae; Streptophyta; Magnoliopsida; Fabales; Fabaceae
Product: auxin-responsive protein IAA26-like
Exons: 5
Coding region: 388-1266 (292 amino acids)
Biological process (GO): regulation of DNA-templated transcription
Cellular component (GO): nucleus
Molecular function (GO): protein binding
Source: RefSeq, a predicted model, not a curated record